Messenger RNA from Stegodyphus dumicola, 912 nucleotides. RefSeq lists its product as uncharacterized. Lineage: Eukaryota; Metazoa; Arthropoda; Arachnida; Araneae; Eresidae. The record is from RefSeq and is a predicted model, not a curated record.
AUGUGUCAACGAAUUAAUGAGGAAAAUCAGUUAGAUGAAUAUAGGGUAGUUUUUAAGCAAUGGGAAGACCUAAAAGUAAUAGAAAAGGUUCCUGAAACUGAAAUUAAUAAUUUGAGUUAUUAUUUGCCCCAUAGACCUGUUAUAAAGCAUACUAGCCAGACAAUGAAGGUAAGGCCGGUGUUCGACUCUUCAGCCCGAGAGAGAAAUCAACUAUCCCUAAAUGAUUGUUUAAAUAGAGGGCCGAAUUUAAUUGAACUCAUACCUGAUAUAAUUGACAGGUUUAGAUUGUAUUCCGUUGGUUUAUCAUCGGACAAAGAAAAAGCAUUUCUUCAGCUGAGUAUUAUCCCAGAACACAGAGAUUAUUUGAGGUUUUUUCUUCCAACUCUUGAAGAACCUAUGAUUUACAGACACUGCAGAGUGGUGUUCGGCAUUUGUUCAUCUCCGUUCCAACUCUCUGCAUCGAUAGAGCAUCUCUUGGAUAUGCUUUCAGGAGGCUGGUGGGAGAGGUUAGUUCGUGUAGUAAAGGAACUGUUGAGAAGGAUACUCGGUAACGCGGUUCUUACAACCGAUGAGUUGUACACAGUAUUGUGCGACUGCGAGUCAAUAAUUAACUCUAGACCUCUUACCUAUCUGUCGGAAAAUCCGGAUGAUUUAAUUCCACUUUCCCCAGCCAUGUUUCUCAUCGAGAAUCGUAGCUUAGGUGUUCCUGAUGUUGAUUUCUGCGAUUCGAAAGGUCUUCGAAAAAGGGCUACACAUCGCCAAAAACUACUUAAUGAUUUAAGGCAUAGAUUUAGGAAAGAAUAUUUAGGCCUUCUGGUCCAAAAUAAGAAGAAUCCAUCGUCAGAGCUACGGUUGGGUGAAAUUGUCCUAAUAGGAGAUGACAUCAAAAAAAACGGAUGCAUUAGCCUUUAG